Molecule: messenger RNA, 969 nt
Organism: Naegleria lovaniensis
Lineage: Eukaryota; Heterolobosea; Eutetramitea; Acrasida; Naegleriidae
Exons: 1
Coding region: 1-969 (322 amino acids)
Biological process (GO): positive regulation of catalytic activity; deadenylation-dependent decapping of nuclear-transcribed mRNA; deadenylation-independent decapping of nuclear-transcribed mRNA
Cellular component (GO): P-body
Molecular function (GO): enzyme activator activity; mRNA binding
Source: RefSeq, a predicted model, not a curated record
AUGUCUGACGACGUUAUCGCCCGACUUUUCAAUCAUUUCGACAACAAUACCAACAUCAACGGCAACAACAACAAUAACAACACGAACAAUGCAUAUAGCAAUGUCAAUAACAAAUUAUCUGCUUUGCAAACAAAUACGUACCUUCCCCUCCCCAAUGGCCAUGGAUGGACAUCACCUGUUCCGAGUAGACUCAGUUCCCGACAACAAAUGAACAUGGAGGUUUUAAAACGAAAAGACAAGUAUAUUAAUACGAUCCACACUGUAUACGAUCAUGUAGUGUUAUACAAAUACAACAAAUCGGAAUGGGAAAAACUUGAUGUGGAAGGCGCCAUGUUUAUUGUCGAAAGAACCGAACCCAAGUCUCCUAAAUAUCGAAUUGUAGUAAUGAAUAGAAAGAGUGCUACUGAUUUUCAUCAAGAUAUCACCAAAGAUUUAGAGCUAGAAGUACACCAUCCCUUUGUAUUUUACAAGACGAAAAACAUGAUUCGCGGAAUAUGGUUCUACAAACCUUUACAGUGUAUUGAAUUUAAUGAUUUAAUUGUUUCUUUUAAAGAGAAAGCAUAUGGAAAGACCAAAGAAAACAAAUCCACAAGCUCGCCUCCCGUGUUGCACACAUCAAUUUCGCCAAGCGACGGUGCAGCUUCUAGUAUUCUAAAAAGUAUGCUAGGAAUUGGUAUCAAUGGAUCAUCAUCAACUCAUAACCACCAUCAACUUCAAUCGGAUUUUACUCUCGAUCACUCCUCAUCGGCUACAUUUAUUUAUAAAAACCCUCAAGGUCAAGCACACGAUGAACAUGCAACAAACCUCGCCCAAAGCGCAGCCAAACGUUUUGAAAACCAACAAUUUGAGUCAAAAGAAAGCUUUAUCAGCAAUCUCCUUUUUGUUCUUGCCGAAGACGAAAAGUUUCAGGAUCUUUGCUAUGAACAGUAUUGCAAAAUACACAAUAAAGCUCAACAGAAGCAACGCUGA